Molecule: messenger RNA, 336 nt
Organism: Paramormyrops kingsleyae
Lineage: Eukaryota; Metazoa; Chordata; Actinopteri; Osteoglossiformes; Mormyridae
Source: RefSeq, a predicted model, not a curated record
AUGACCAUGGGCAGGAUCACCUUCUACGAGGACAGGAACUUUGGGGGUCGCUCCUAUGACUGCAGCAGCGACUGCGGUGACCUCAGUUCCUACUUGAGCCACUGUUACUCCUGCAGAGUGCAUAGCGGCUGCUUCAUGCUCUAUGACCGCCCAAACUACAUGGGGCGUUACCGCUGGUCCAACUGCAUGUCCUGCCACGUGAUGGACGGCCACUGGCUGAUGUAUGAGCAGCCCCACUACAGGGGCAGGAUGAGGUACUUCUGGCCUGGGGAGUACAGGAACUUCGGUGGCAUGAGGUUCAUGUCCAUGAGGCGCAUCAUGGAUUCCUGGUAUUAA